Parnassius apollo (apollo) is the source of this 843-nucleotide messenger RNA. The record is from the annotation of a GenBank genome assembly. NCBI's taxonomy places the organism in Eukaryota, Metazoa, Arthropoda, Insecta, Lepidoptera, Papilionidae.
AUGAGAGAAUUUUCAAAUAUUGUAUCUACGAUUUCAAAGUUAUCAAAAGAAUGCGUAUUGAGGUUGUCUACAGACCAGAUUUAUUUUAUAGUUAGUGAUGAUAACAGCGGUCCUACACCGCCAAUACUGUGGUGCGAGAUACCGCAGUCGAUGUUCUUUUCGGAGUACCAAUUAAUUGGUGUGGAUUAUGAACACAAUGACAUUUAUUUAGGGUUCACUUCAGCCAAUUUAGCCAGACCACUGGUAACACUGAAAUCAGCGAAAACAUUGAAGAUGAAGUUAACAAAGAAACAAUGUCCAUGCCUAACGUUAGAAAUUGAAAUGCCUUCUUCAACAUCUCCACAAACAAGACAAGUCACACAUGAUAUACCAGCGAUUGUAGUGCCUAGAAAAAUUUGGUCAGAUUUUCAUGAGCCUCAAGUACCAAAGCCCGAUAUUUCAAUAGAGCUGCCACCGUUGAAACAGCUCAGAACAUCAAUAGACCGUAUGAGAACAAUGGCUACAGAUGUGAUAAUACGAGCCUCAGCUGAGGGUAGGCUUACGUUGCAGAUCAAAACUGAUAUGGCUAAAGUUUCUACUAGAUAUAAAGGAUUGAGAGUUGACAACUUUGAAGGUCCAAUAGAACAUUCAGACUCUGAAACGGAGAGUCAAAUUAAUGAAGAUCUAUCGCGAGUCUGCGUAUGUCGAGUGGACGCGAAAAAGCUAUCCAUGUUCCUAAGUGCAGACCAAAUAUCACACAACCGGAUAAUUUGUAGUAUAGUGCAUAAACGAUUGGUGAUAUUGUGCCUACAGACUGAUGAAAAUGUUAAGUUGCAGUGUUUUAUUACUGGGAUUGUAUAUUAA